UAAGACCAGAUAUGUGUAUGUAUCUUGGAGAUACAUAGUCCUUUUCAGAAUUCCUCCUUCAGAAUGUGAGCUCCUUGAGGAUAGGGAUUGUGUGUUUGCCUUUCUUUACCGAGCACAGUGCCCAUUAAGUGCUGAAUAAAUGCUUGUUGAGUGACUAACUGAUUACAUCCUAACGCCUGGGAGACAGAGUGUCUUUUUAAAAAAAAGGGGUUGGUGACCAAAAGUGGACUAUAGGAGGAGGAAGCCUAGUGAAAGGAGGAGGGUUAAGAGUGGGAUAGAAACGUCGGCUGGAAUGAAGUGUCAGAGAGUAAAUUAACAAGAACCGGGAGAUUCACUUGGACGGACCUGGAAGGGAUGGGCAUUUGAGUGAGACGGCAUGGGAUAGGAUGGGACGAGGGGGCACACGACAGAUACAUGAAUGGACAGAGUGCAGAGUGUAAUCAGAGUAAGAUGAAGAAGGGCCCUCAGGACAAGACUCUACAGCUGCUCCCCCCUCCCCCCAACUCAGGACUCUCCCCAAGAGCCAGCUCACACCCCAGCCCUUCUGCCGCUCCCCCCUGGCCCCCCCUGCCCCCCGCCCCCCGCGGGGCGCGGGGCAUGGCAUGGAAGGCCAGACGCUAAAGCCCGGCCCCAUGGGCGCUGUACCCUAGAGCCCGGGUGGUGGGGGGGAGGCUCACGGCUCUGCUUGCAGGAGGUCGCUGUGCCUACUUCAGUCUGUUGGAGUGCUGGGGGAGGGGGGCAAUCCUGGAUGGAAUUGCAGUGAAUGGAACAGAAGCCAAGCAAACUGGAUUGUGGGUCUGACCCAGAGGAGAACAGGUCACUGGAUGGCAAGCGGAAAAGAAAGACCAGCCAAUGUUCCCUGAAAACCAGCAUGUCAGGGUACAUCCCUAGUUACCUGGACAAAGAUGAGCAGUGUGUCGUGUGUGGAGACAAGGCCACAGGUUAUCAUUACCGAUGCAUCACUUGUGAAGGCUGCAAGGGCUUCUUCCGGCGCACGAUCCAGAAAAACCUUCAUCCCACUUACUCCUGCAAAUAUGAUGGCUGUUGCAUCAUUGACAAGAUCACCCGAAACCAGUGCCAGCUAUGUCGCUUUAAGAAAUGCAUCUCCGUGGGCAUGGCCAUGGAUUUGGUCCUGGAUGAUUCAAAGCGGGUGGCAAAGCGAAAGCUGAUCGAGGAGAACCGGGAGCGGCGGCGCAAGGAGGAGAUGAUCCGCUCGCUGCAGCAGCGGCCGGAGCCCAGCCCUGAGGAAUGGGACCUCAUCCACCUGGUGACGGAGGCCCACCGGAGCACCAAUGCCCAAGGCAGCCAUUGGAAGCAGAAACGGAAAUUCUUGCCAGAGGACAUUGGCCAGUCACCCAUGGCCUCCAUGCCAGAUGGGGACAAGGUGGACCUGGAGGCCUUCAGUGAGUUUACCAAGAUCAUCACCCCGGCCAUCACCCGUGUGGUGGACUUUGCCAAAAAACUGCCCAUGUUCUCCGAGCUGCCUUGUGAAGACCAGAUCAUCUUGCUGAAGGGCUGCUGCAUGGAGAUCAUGUCUCUGCGGGCUGCUGUGCGCUAUGACCCCGAGAGUGAGACUUUGACGCUGAGUGGGGAAAUGGCCGUCAAGCGGGAGCAGCUGAAGAAUGGUGGCCUGGGAGUGGUCUCUGAUGCCAUCUUUGACCUGGGCAAGUCACUCUCUGCCUUCAACCUGGAUGACACGGAAGUGGCUCUGCUCCAGGCUGUGCUGCUCAUGUCUUCAGACCGCUCGGGCCUGCUGUGUGUGGACAAGAUCGAGAAGUGCCAGGAGGCUUACCUGCUGGCUUUUGAGCACUACAUCAACUACCGAAAACACAACAUUCCCCACUUCUGGCCCAAGCUGCUGAUGAAGGUGACUGACCUCCGGAUGAUCGGGGCCUGCCACGCCAGCCGGUUCCUACACAUGAAAGUCGAGUGCCCCACUGAACUCUUUCCCCCACUCUUCCUCGAGGUCUUCGAGGAUCAGGAAGUCUAAGCCCCCAGCGCUGGGGUAUGGAGAGAGGUGGGGCAUGUGGAGCUGCAGGGGGUGCAGCAGGAGAAGGGGCAGGGCUAAGGGAAACCACCCUCCAUCCCUCUUCUGUCUUUCCUUCUAUAUAUUUUGGCCUCCCACACACAGCCUAGCCAAGAUCCCUCCUCAGAGACCUCCUUCCUGCCCUGGGAUCAGGCAAAACAAACAAACAAACAAACAAAAGAAAAACCAACUCAAGAAAAUGAAAAAGGACAAUGCCAGUAGGAAGGGGAGUCCUCUGGCAAUUUGUAGGAGCCCCACCCCCCCAGGGCAGGGGGAACAUGGGGAGAAGAGAUGGGACAAGGAACCAUCUGAACUGUAGGGGAAGGAUGGGGGUUGUGGGGGGAACUGCCCUCUACCCCUCCCCCCACCAAAAAAGUCUCCCCCUCUCCCUCUUAUUCCUUAACCCAGGUCCUGGGCCAGGCCCCUCUUUUCACGCUCAGAUACCUGGGUUGCACAGAGAAGCCUCAGCAUUGGCUCCUCCCUGGGAGGUUAAAAGUUAUAGUCACUCUAACUGCACUUUGGAAGCGAGAGGGAAAAAGAAAGAAAAGUGGAGAAAAAAAUAGAGAAAGAGAGAAAAAGCCAAAAAAAAAAGAGAGAGAGAGAGAGAGAUGAUGAUAUUAAAUUAUUAAUUGAGGCCGGCUGGGGAGAGGACCUGGGGUGGGGGAGAUAGGACAAGACUUACCCAUCCCAAUGCACUUUGACAGCUGCCCCCCCCAAAACAAACAAACAAACAAAAAACCCAGAAACCCACCGUCACCAUCACCUCCUGGGUGGGGCUGCCAAUCAGAGUUCAAGCCACAGAGUCCUGGCCACCUCCAUUUUCCUUCCCCUCCCGACUUGCCUUGCCCCCUUGGCGCACACACCUUUGCACCCUCUGCUCGCCACUUGUGCCCGCUAAUUCUGAGCUCCAUCUACCUCUCACACUGGAUGCCAGCCAGUACCCUCUAUGGCUCCCUGUUAAAAUGCCCACCGUCCCAGAGACUCCCCCCAGGCCACCUUGGCGUCCACACCAGGAAAGACUUUGGUCCCGGCUCUCCACCAUGCUCCCUGAUCCUGCAGAGUUAGCUACAAUCAAGAGGCUGCGUUAGGGGGACUUUUGAGUCUGGGUGUCUCCCCACUCUGCUCCUAGGCCCACUCUUCUCUCCUCCAGGAUUCCAGCCCCCCACGAUGCACUAACCCCGUCCCUUCUUUUACCCGUGUCUCCUCCAUUCCCGGCAGUGCCCUGAUGUCUCAGAAGGCACCUGAAGGUGGUAGUAUGGAGGGGCUAGGGAAAUGGCACUUACUUUUGGAGGGGUUCAUGGGGGGCUUUGGGGGUGUUCAUUUAUGUCACUGAAACUCUGGCCAGGUCUGCCCCCUCUUUCUCCCCCCACCAGGGACUCCCUGCUCCUUUAAACUAAUUCAGGAACUCCAGCUUGCGCUGCGCCCCAACCCUCGCCCCAGGAAAACGAAAACCAGGGAAGGGGACGUCUUUCCGGCCAGAGUUCCCCGCGUUGUUUGUUUGAUUUGAGUGUGCAGCCCCCUCUCCCCUCCUCUAACCAGGGACUGCAGGAACUAGCCCCCCGGAACGGGAACGAGCAGGUCUGAGGAAUACGGGGUCCCACACAUGGGCAAGGACGGAGAGCCUUGCCCCGAGAAGCCAUGGGUGAUGGGAUCAGAGCUGGGGGUGAGGGGGCUGUGGAGUUCCUCCUCUUUGCACUACUUGGGCAAAAAUGUCUUAAGCAGUUGAGGAUCUGCCACGGCUGCCCUGGGCCUAGGCCCCCGGCCUGACACCCACACCGCCCCCCCUCGGCCUCCCCGGCCCUGAGCUCUUCGGAGCCGAGUCCGGCCUUCUGCCCCCUCCUCGCCCUCUUGGAUUUCCCGGCACAUCCCCCCGCCGUGGCCCGGCUGUGUGUGCGUCCGUCCUUCACACCGGCUGCCCGGAACACUAGCUGUCCGAGACCGCGCCCGGGUCAGGGGCCGAGCCUGCUUCCCGCCGCCCCAGCCCCGCAGGGCCGCAGCGCCCUGCUGUCUCCUCGUCUUCAGCCACGGACACGGCAGGGAGGGCUCCGGGCCCCUUCUAGGCACUUGGGAAUUACUUCCAGCACACCACCCGCCCCGCCCGGCCGGCCCCAGCUCCCCGCUCGGCCCGAGGCCGCGUGGAGGAUGCAUGUUGUGUGUGUCUGCGUGUGUGUCUGGGUGAGUGUCCCCGUCCGUGUCCGCUUCGUUUGGGGGGUCCGGAGGGAGUCUUGGAGCACCUGCUCUAGGUUCACAAAUUCCCCUAUCCCUACGUGGGAAGUAGAGGACCGGGGGUCCAAUCUUGGAGAUCAUUGGUGCUAAUAAAGGAGGGAGGGGUGGGCAGCGGGCCUCGAGGGUGCUUAGCCAACCCCUCCGGGAUUGGGCCGGGGCGCUUGGGUGGGGCGGGCCUAGUGUUGCAGUAUUGGCUGCGGGAGGGGCGCCCAGAUAGGAUGGGGGGCCCUAGAGCCAUGACCACUACACUGCCCCCCUUCCCGCUCCCUACCCCGCCCUGCCUCCUUCCCCAUCUCAGUAUUCCCCCACCCAUCAUUUUUAACACACAUACCUCAUCCAGCUCCCCACCUUGCUCUGUCCCAGGUGGGGGGAGUGGGGAGAGAGGAGUCCCCUGUCCCUGCCCUCAUCCCCUGGUGGCCGGCCUACAGGGUGGAGAGGGGUGGGGGGCAAAGACACCGUCCACAAGGGGACUAGGGGAACCCCCACCCCGUGACUCUGGGGGGGGUACUGCCUGGGGGCGCUACUGAAUGUAUGAGAAGCUGGUGCUGUGGGGUGGGGGUGGGGGGAAUAUGGCUGGUUGGGGGUAGCUCCUUCCCCUAGGGAGGGAUAGAGGCCGGUAGGAGGAAUGGGGGGAGGCCUAUCCUGACCCCCACCCCCAUAUUGACAAUCAGUAUGUCUGUUAUGUGCGAUUUUUCACCCCGUUGUGUUUUGGGUCAGGAUUUUAAAGAAAGAUAUUUUUAUGGUAAUUGUCGCUCGUCUAUUUUACUAUAUAUUUAUGUAAUAAAUAUAUGAUGAAAAUAA
Molecule: messenger RNA, 5053 nt
Organism: Antechinus flavipes (yellow-footed antechinus)
Lineage: Eukaryota; Metazoa; Chordata; Mammalia; Dasyuromorphia; Dasyuridae
Gene: THRA
Product: thyroid hormone receptor alpha
Exons: 9
Coding region: 764-1990 (408 amino acids)
Biological process (GO): positive regulation of transcription by RNA polymerase II; retinoic acid receptor signaling pathway; cell differentiation
Molecular function (GO): RNA polymerase II cis-regulatory region sequence-specific DNA binding; zinc ion binding; nuclear receptor activity
Source: RefSeq, a predicted model, not a curated record